Molecule: messenger RNA, 1161 nt
Organism: Penicillium robsamsonii
Lineage: Eukaryota; Fungi; Ascomycota; Eurotiomycetes; Eurotiales; Aspergillaceae
Gene: xanE
Product: O-methyltransferase xanE
Exons: 5
Coding region: 1-1161 (386 amino acids)
Molecular function (GO): O-methyltransferase activity
Source: RefSeq, a predicted model, not a curated record
AUGACCCGUCAGAGCACCGAAGCAGAACUCCUCGCCUCUCGCAUUACACAACUCGUCCGCAAAUAUGACGAGGCGAAUAAUGUAGGUGCCGAAGCCAGUGAAGUCAUUCGGUCUAUCUCUGCCACCUGCACGGAGCUCAAUGCUUUGGUUAGCACUCCAGAAAGUUGGGUUGAGCGUAUAGCUUUAUCGUACAAUGGCAGUGCGGCAAUCUGCAUUCUCCUCGACCUGAAUAUUUUCCAUCUACUCUCAAAGAACGGAGGAAGAUGUGCGCUGAAGGAGGUCGUGGCACAACAUAUUCUCGAUGAGCCCUCUCUGGAAUUGUACAAGCUUAACAAUCGGUCAGGUUAUCUUUUGGAUGAUAAUAGCGCAUCCUGGGCCCACUACCUAGCAGAUGUAGGCCUACAAGCAGCAGCUUCCCUCCCGCAGUAUGUUCGUGAUAACCGCGGACAGAUAGUAGAGGGUCAGCACCGGAGCGCCUUCCAGAUAGCAUUUGACACUGAUGAGCCCUUCUACCAAUACCUACGCUCGGCUCACCCCCUUCGGAGCGAACGCUUCGAUAAAGGCCUCCAGCGCCACGUCGCGGGGGCCGCACAGACGAGUAUCGAGGACACCUUCGAUUUUACCUGCUUGAAGCCUGGCGCUGUUGUUGUCGACAUCGGCGGAGGACGCGGACAACAUUCCAUCCGAAUUGCUAGACGACACCCGCAGUUAUCUUUUAUUAUCCAAGACUACGAAAGCGCCUUCCCGAGCAAGGAAGACGUCAACGAUGAGGGCGUGUAUCGUCGACUCCAGUGGCAGCAGCAUGACUACUUCACGGAGCAACCCGUUAAAGGCGCAGACAUCUACAUGUUGUGUAAUAUUUUGAUGGACAAUUCAGCAAGUGACUGUCGACGCAUUCUAGAAGGUAUCGCUGAAGCCAUGACUCCAAAAAAGUCUGUCCUCUUGAUCGAUGACGGCAUCGAGCUUGUUAAUUCGCAUCAAUUCCAUUCGUGCUACGGAAGCUCGAUGAAUAUGCAUAUGCUGGCGGUCCUGGGCACCCUAUUCCGGACAAGGGAACAGUGGGAGGUGCUGUUCUCACAGAUUCCAGGCAGGCUGGAAGUGACCGGUUCUUGGGCUGUGGACGGUGGUAGAGUUAUCUUCGAGUUGAGAAGAAUGGCUUGA